CACCAUUUUUCUCAUUCUCAUUUUCUUCUCAUUCCAAGAAAUCAAAGCCCUUUUUCCUUCUCCCCAAAGAGAAAAGAAAAGGACAAAGAUCAGAAGAAAAAUGAGCGUGAUCGACAUUCUGUUCAGGGUUGAUUCCAUUUGCAAGAAGUAUGACAAAUACGACGUCGAGAAGCUGCGCUCCGAAAACGCCUCCUCCGAUGAUGCCUUUGCCCGCCUCUAUGCCGCCUUUGAAUCCCAAGUUGAAGCCACUCUCCGGAAGUCGGAGGUGGCGGCGGUUGAGACAAAUAGGGCUGCUGCGGUGGCGAUGAAUGCGGAGGUGCGGCGGACGAAGGCUAGGCUCAUGGAAGAGUUGCCUAAGUUGCAGAAACUUGCUCAGAAAAAGGUGAAAGGGCUUACCAAAGAAGAACUGGAAGCUCGUGUUGAGCUGGUUCUUGCACUUCCAGAGAGAAUUCAAGCCAUACCAGAUAGCACAACAGCGGGACCCAAGGGCUGGGAAGUUUCAUCAUCUCAUAAAAACAUAAAGCUCGACUCUGAUGGUAACUUUGAUGAUGAGUUCUUUCAACAAAGCGAAGAAUCAAGUCAAUUUAGGCAAGAGUUUGAGAUGCGGAAAAUGAAGCAGGAUCAAGGUUUGGACAUAAUAUCCGAGGGUCUAGAUGUAUUAAAGAAUUUGGCAAAGGAUAUGAAUGAGGAACUGGAUAGGCAGGUGCCCUUAAUGGAUGAAAUUGAGGAGAAGGUGGAUAAAAAUGCAAGUGACCUGAGAAAUACUAAUGUUAGACUGAAGGAAACAGUUAACAGGGUGAGGUCCAGUCGGAACUUCUGCAUUGAUAUCACUCUGAUGUGUAUUCUUCUCGGAAUUGCAUUCUACUUAUACAAUGUGCUUACCUGAGUGCUUCCAAAGAUUCGACGUGUUAGCUGGAUUUCGUGAUCUCGGGUUUGCUCCUUCACAUGUAUGUUUAGUGUGUCAAUCUUUAUCCUUUGGUUUAUCCCAAAUUUAGCAGGCACCUUUGUCAAAACUGGCUCAAUUGAGCUUGGACUUUUACUGUUGGUGGAUGAAAUAGUACAAUUGCUUUCUUAUCCUCAAUGAAAAAUUCUCUAUUAAUUCAUUUCCUUCA
Molecule: messenger RNA, 1112 nt
Organism: Sesamum indicum (sesame)
Lineage: Eukaryota; Viridiplantae; Streptophyta; Magnoliopsida; Lamiales; Pedaliaceae
Product: syntaxin-71
Biological process (GO): intracellular protein transport; vesicle fusion
Cellular component (GO): endomembrane system; membrane; SNARE complex
Molecular function (GO): SNAP receptor activity; SNARE binding
Source: RefSeq, a predicted model, not a curated record